Messenger RNA from Centruroides sculpturatus (bark scorpion), 3397 nucleotides. Its product is annotated as N-acetylglucosamine-1-phosphodiester alpha-N-acetylglucosaminidase-like. The transcript is spliced from 11 exons. NCBI's taxonomy places the organism in Eukaryota, Metazoa, Arthropoda, Arachnida, Scorpiones, Buthidae. The record is from RefSeq and is a predicted model, not a curated record. The coding region runs from base 820 to 2538 and encodes 572 amino acids.
UUACAGAAAUUUACUUAUAUUAUGGACUGAAUGCUGGCGGCCGGAUGGCCAAACCGUUAAGGUGGAAGCCUGUCGUUCCGGGGUCCCGAGAUCGUUUGUUUUGUUAAGUUAUGGCAACGCAACACUUGGGCGAUCUGCCUAGGGGAAAUGCCUUCCGGGAGGUCUUUUUAAGGGUUACUGGCUCUAUUUAGGCGUUACAGACGUGGAAAAAACCCGGAAAACUCCACGUGACCAGCCCGUUUGGGCGAGGCGCGAACCCACGACCGAACUCCUAAGUGUUUAGGGAACGAAACCGCUUGGCUACUGGUGGGGCGUAAACUCCAGGAAUGUUUCGGCGGUGAUUCGUUCUGAUACUUCGGGUCUUCUCACCAUCCGGUAGUUCCAUAGUGGGCCUGGCCGAACCCAUAAUAGGUUUUAAAAGAAAAGACUGCUAGAUGCUGAAUAUUAGAAAGUGACUACAGGUUUUUAGACCAAUAGCUUUUUAGGUCCCCGAAGCAAAUAUUAAGGAAGAAAAAAAUAAAGUUAUAACGAGAAAUAACGUUAAAUUUAAUGUGUCGAUUUUAAAACGCGUUGCCGGAUGUGAAGCUGGCAACAUUCAGGCAUACACCAUUAUGCCGAAACCAUUUCCUGUUUACGUCGCGCAAGAUUACAAUGAUUUUAUAUUAAUAAAUUAUUCAAUUUAGAAUAUAAAAAUAGACAAAAUGCGUUAUUUUAAACGUUUGUUUAAAUAUCUCAACAACUUGUUAUGUUGACAGAAAAAGCUCAGAUAUUUAUGUAUGAUGACGUCGUCGCCGAGAUGAGUUUCGUUAUUUCUUCAGUAUGAAAAACGAUUAUAUUUUAAAAUUCAAUGUUUAUUUUUGGUUAAUAACAAGUAUUUUUUCUUUAGAAAGAUUUACAAGAGAGGAUCAUCUGACUCCUUAUAAAUUCAGACAUGGAUCUCGUUUAACCUAUCGAGAAAUAAAAGAAUGUCAACCAGUUGAACAUGGUGCUGUACCCCAUGAAGAAUUUUUGAUAGAUAAAACAAGUUUUUCUGAAGAAUUAGUAGUUGAAACAAAACGAUUCUACAGACAAUUUAAUAGAUCAAAUCAAAAUGAUUUUGUCUAUGGGCAUUAUAGUAUAGUAUAUGAUCCCCUACACACACUAUCUGUAUUAGAACCUAGUCAUGAAGGAGGUUGUUCACAUAAUGUGAGAGAAACAGUGGCAAAUACUGCAUUGAAAAAUAAAUGCCUGGUUGCUGUAAAUGCUGGAUAUUUUAACACACUUACAGGAGCAUGCUUGGGUAAUGUCGUCAGUGAUGGAAGAAAAGUACAACAUACCGGAAUUCAAAAUGCUCAUUUUGGAAUUAAAAGAAAUGGCACAAUUUUUGUAGGAUAUAUUUCUGAUGAAGAAAUUAACAAAUCAAAUGAAUUUUUACAACUAGUUAGCGGAAUUGGUUGGAUAAUAAGAAAUAACAAAUCAUUUAUUAAUGUUAGCAAAGGAUUAGAAUGUGAGAAAACAGAAGAAACAGGCUCCAUAGAUUAUUUUUUUAAUGUCCUAUCUGCUAGAACAGUUAUAGGACAUGAUGAUAAAGGAAGAAUUAUUAUUGUACAAAUUGAUGGAAAAACAGGAUUGCAUGGUAUUAAUCUACCAGAGAUGACUGAAUUUUUAAGAGAGUUGAAAGUUGUAAAUGCCAUUAAUUUAGAUGGUGGUGGCUCAUCUACAUUUGUUUUAAAUGGAACAGUAGUAAAUUUUCCUUCAGAUAUUUGUCCAGAUAAUUUCUCUCUUUGCUCUCGUGAAGUUAGUACUAUUGUUUGUAUUCAUGAACCUUAUUGCGAUCCUACUGAUUGCAAUAACAAUGGAAAAUGCAUAAAAGGAAAAUGUUAUUGCAAUGGACAUUGGCAACCACCAAAAUGCGAUUAUUUAUUUUGUGAACAAAACUGUUCUCAUCAAGGAAACUGCACAGAAAAUGGUUGCAAAUGUUAUAGUGGUUGGAUGGGAGAAAGUUGUAAUGAAAAAUGUCCCGAAAGAAGAUUUGGAGAAAACUGUCAACAACAUUGUAUGUGUUUUAACAACAGUACUUGUAACCCAAUUAAUGGAAACUGUAUUUGUAAGCCAGGUUUUAGAGGGAAAUUUUGUGAACAAGAGUGCCCAUAUACAUUUUAUGGUCAAGAUUGUUCUGAACAAUGUUUUUGUGAAGAAUCCUGUGAUUGUGAUAAAAUCACAGGAAAAUGCAGAAGUAUCUGGAAUUCAAGUUUAUCACAAAAUCAAUGCAUAAUAAAGAACAUCUUAAGAAAUCAAAAAUUAAUUGAAAAUAAUCAAAAUCAAAGAUAUUUAAUUAUUAUAAUUGGAAGUUUGGCUGCAUUUACAAUUAUCAGUCUUCUUGCAAAUAUUGUCUUGCUUUGGUGCUCGUGUACUUGUUCCUGUCAAUCUAUUGUACCUCUUUGCAACAGGAAACGUUCCAAUAAAAAAAACAGACUUUAUAGAAUUGCUGCGGAUAUUAGCUCGGAAGACGAGGAGCUACCCAUGACCGUGCAUUCUUCGAGAACAAAUUUAAAUUAAUUGUUACUAUUAAAAUACUUGUACAAAAUAUUUUUUAUAUCAAGAAAUGAAAAUAAUUUUAUUAUUAUAUUUUUUUAUACAAAAAUAGGAAAGUUGAAUGUAGUAAUAUGAUUUUAGAUAAUUUUAAUAUAUUAUUCCAACAUAUUCACUGCUUUAUGAUGAUUUAUAUACUUCAGAAUAAUAAUGCAACCUUUAAUAGUAUACAAAACUGUUUUUCUCUUUACAUUUUUAUAUUUAAAAGAUCUUAACACACCGACAGCCAACUGUGAAUUAAUAACAUGGCACAAUAUGGAUUGUGUAUGACGAUUCAGUUAAACAAUAUUUUAUUAAGUGAUGAAGUAGUAUUCUUUCUGUUAUCAUAUUGAGAUCUUCAAAAGAUAGCUUAAUUCAUUAUAAAGCAGUGUGUGUGUUAAAUCUAAAUAAAAUUAUUCUAGUCAUACUUAUCAUAAAAGUAACUGUAAUCAAGUAAGAAAUAAUUAGUCAUAUUAAUGUACAUAGUUAAAAAGAAAAAUAAAUUUAUUUAAAUCUGGUAUAUUUUUCUAUGAAUUUUACACUUAGAAACUGAUUUUAAAUCAAUUUCUUUCUUAUAAAUAAACCCAAAUUAAACAAUCCAGAACAAGGUAGCUUUAUAAUUCAGCAAUCACUUUUUAAAACCUUAAGUGAGCUUGCAGUUGUAAAAAGAUAAAACAAUGCAAUCUGAUCCUUGUUUUUUUAUUUAUUGUUAACAGUUAAAUAUUUAAGAAUUCUAACUUAUGAGUAACUUUAACAAUCUUUAAAAAUCAACUUUCCGUAACCUUUAGUUGGAACUGCCAUAUUUAAACAAGAAAAUCAAAUAUACUAUGUAAAUAACGAUUAAUAC